This is a messenger RNA of Podarcis muralis (Common wall lizard), 5634 nucleotides long. RefSeq names its product RAS and EF-hand domain containing (gene RASEF). The record is from RefSeq and is a predicted model, not a curated record. Gene Ontology annotation, molecular function: GTPase activity; GTP binding; calcium ion binding. NCBI's taxonomy places the organism in Eukaryota, Metazoa, Chordata, Lepidosauria, Squamata, Lacertidae.
CGGAAGAAACUUUCUUGGCCGAGGGGGUGGAGCGCCGAAGGGGCGGCGCCGAAGGGAAGCGGCCCCCGCGGCGCCUGGGCGCGGGCAGGGUGGCUGGGCUGGGUGGCGGGUGCUGCUCGUCCCGCUUGCGAUCGCCCUUCCGAGCCGGAUCCAGCCUCCGGGUGCCCGAUGGGCUCCCCCGGGGGAGAGCAGGGGCCCCUGGACGACGUGUCCUGGCUGCGCUCGCUCUUCGUGGCCUGCGACGUGAACGGCUCGGGACGGAUCGAGCGCGACGACUUCGGCGCGCUGUGCGCCGAGCUGCGGGUCCGGCCGGCCGAGGCCGAGGCCAUCUUCCAGCGCCUCGACGCCGACCGCGACGGCGCCAUCACCUUCGCCGAGUUCGCCCGCGGCUUCCGCGGCUUCCGCGGCGCCACGCAGCGCUGGAGGCAGAGGCAGCGGCGGCGGGACAGCGCGGAGGAGCCGUCCGAGGACGGGGCGGACGAGCCGGGGCUGGCAAAUGCCCGCGACGUCUUGAGCCAGGCGGUGGCGGCGGCGAUGGAGCCGAGCCAGGCUUGGCGGGACUUCGAGCAGCGGCUCGGCGACGAGGCCGGCUUCAUCCCCAGGAACGCCAGUGGCAUCCAAUGGCAAGAACAGGUCAGUGUUCUGUAUCAGAACAUCAAUAUCGUGGAACCACGAUUAAUUCAACCUUAUGAGCAUGUUAUUAAGAACUUUAUUCGAGAGAUCAAGCUUCAGAGUGCAGAGAUGGAAAACUUAGCCAUAGCUGUAAAAAGAGCACAAGAUAAAGCAGCAAUGCAGCUUGGUGAACUAGAAGAGGAGAUGGACCAGAGAAUACAGGCUGCAGAGCAUAAAAUCAAGAAGGAGGAGAAGCGGAAAACAGAAGAGGCUCUGAAUGACCUCAAGCGCCAAUACGAAGCUGAAGUGGAUGAGCUCCAAGUGACGAUAAAAAAACUUAAAAUGCUUGAAGAGCAAUCUAAAAACAUUCAUCACAAAGAAGAUUUGGUGGCAUUAAAGAACAGGAUACAUGAUCUGACCUUGGAAAACCAGAAACUUAAGAAAGAUCUUAUGGAAGCACAGACAAAUAUCGCUUUCCUUCAGAGCGAGUUAGAUACUUUGAAAAGCGAUCUUGCAGAUCAGAGCUUGAGUUCAGAAAGAGAACUAGAAAUGAUCAGAGAAUACACAGAAGACAGAGAUAGUCUGGAGAGGCAGAUAGACAUUCUACAGUCAGCCAACAGGAAACUUCACGACAGCAACGAUGGCUUAAGAAGCGCAUUAGAGAAUAGCUGGAGCAUGUACAACAGAUCGCUGCGUCUGACAAACACUUCUCCAGGGAAUACUCUCGCCAGAAGCAGUCCCAAAUGCAGCGGUGGCCAAUCUCCCCAAAAUCCACGAUAUGACAGGUCAUACCAUUCGUCCUAUAUGGAUGAAGACUACGAUUCCCUGGCCCUUUGUGACCCUAUGCAGAGGACAAACUGUGAGGUUGACAGCCUGCCCGAAAGCUGCUUUGACAGUGGCUUGUCUACCUUGAGAGAUUCAAAUGAUUAUGAUUCAGAAGUGGAAUCUAAACACCAAAGGAUUUCUCAGAGGCCACAGGGUCUGCGUGAAAGCUUUACGGGUGAUGCGUCUGAUACAGAUGUCCCAGAUAUCCGAGAUGAAGAGGUAUAUAGUCCUGAUGACGUCGGCACGGUCUUGGACUGGAAGCCCACCCACCCAGUCAGUCGAAGCAGCUCUGGAGCUUCAAUAAGGAAAUGUCUCCCUGUCAUGUCUCCACAGUCGGACUCUCCAGACUGCAGCUCCAGAUACCCAAGCUCAGAGAAAGCUUACAAGAUAGUUCUUGCUGGGGAUGCAGCUGUUGGAAAAUCUAGCUUCCUUAUGAGGCUUUGCAAAAACGAAUUUCGAGGGAACACCAGCGCAACUCUAGGUGUUGACUUUCAAAUGAAGAGGCUCAUUGUUGAUGGGGAACCUACAGUGCUGCAGCUGUGGGACACGGCGGGACAAGAGAGGUUCCGAAGUAUUGCUAAAUCGUACUUCAGAAGAGCAGAUGGGGUACUUCUACUAUAUGACGUUACCUGUGAAAAGAGUUUCCUGAAUGUACGAGAAUGGGUGGAUAUGAUUGCGGAUGCAACCCAUGAAAACAUUCCAAUCAUGAUGGUAGGCAACAAAGCCGAUCUUCGCCAGGUGCUUGCUGAGCAAGGACAGAAAUGUGUGCCGAUAAACUAUGGAGAGAAGCUGGCCAUGACCUACAGUGCGUUGUUCUGUGAAACAAGUGCUAAAGAUGGAUCUAAUAUUGUGGAGGCAGUACUUCAUCUUGCUCGAGAAGUGCGAAAAAGGAGUGACAAAGAGGAGGACAAGUCUGUGACAAACCUGACUGGGACAUCAUUAAAGAAGCCGUCUCUCACCAAAAACUGCUGUGGUGUUUAGAGACAAUCCAGCCCUCUUUUUGCCCCAAAGAAACAGAUUUCUGUGGCUGGGGCAGAAAAGGAGUAAUGAAGGAUUUAGGCAUAGAGUGUUCUGUAGAGAAGAACCUGAGAACCAUUACUCUUGAGUUGCCACAUCCAUUGAGCAGCUUCAGAUGCUUUGGAAGGCUGUUGAGCAAAACCAAGCCAGGGGUCUGGGACCUUCAGUCCAGAAGCAGAGCCAGACACUCCCGGGGCAUUGGUUCCUGUGUGCAAGAACCAGCUGCAAACCGCCUGUGCCUUUUAAAGACAACCUGCCCAAGAAAUGUUGAAGCAAGGCAUCCUCUUUACUCGAAAUAUACAUGUAAAUAUGUAAGUUCAUUCUCUGACCUCCUGGGAGACAUUUGCUGCUGUUCGUGAAAUUUCAUCCCCGACCUGAAACUUGCUCCAUGUCUAUUUUGAGUGGAGUUCUGCAGUUCUUAACUUCCCCCUGCAUUCUGCGCUGCAUUGGGUUCUCAAGGAAACAUGGCGGCAGUCAACCUCUAGGCAAAUGAGCCUGCAUUGGAAAGGAAAACGUGGCUGUGUCAAAAGCUAAACUUAUCAUGCAUCCCUGACAUCAUUUAGGAACUUUGGGGAAGAAUUCACCAUUCAGGCUUGCUUCUCCUUUUAGAAGCCAUACAUGUCAGUUGACCAGGAAAAAUGAAAUGUGUCUUAGCUGUCACUGUGGUGAUGAACCCAUGUCUGGGCUGUACAGCUUUGGAGUGCUCCCAGUUGCAGGGGAUGUGUGUGUAGUAAAAUGUAAAUUAAGCAGGUUUUGAAGAAGGCUAAGCUAGAACCUCUUUCCCCCUCAGGCAUCUUGUUUUCUGGGUGGAGAAAAUCCAACUAAGUUCUAAUCAGAGUGAGCCACUGAAAUUCAUGGGUGGAAGUUAGUCAUGCCUGUCAGUUUCAAUGACUACUGUGAGGACUAACAAUGGAUAUAGUCCAAUUUUUGUUACUGAAGAGAGUUAAUUUGUGUGCAUCCCACAUCUCAAGAGGUAUAGCCCAAGCACAGGCUCAUGACCCUUGUGAGAACUAGUGCUUAGGUCUGUCAUGUGCCCUUUGUUGAAAGACCUGCUCCCCACAUGUCAGUAUUCUCAUAAUGCAGUGGAGUUAAAUAUGGGUGUUUUCUUCCCACCUUCAAAAUAAUGAGCUCUAAUGCUAACUGAUUUAGAUCAGCAGCUUUCACAGGCUGCACCCUAAGUAGUCUGUACUUAGCUUAGGCAAACAGCUGAUCCAAGCCUCUGCAGCUCAUCUGGAAAUGGUUAAGUUUGCAGUGGGCCUGAGUUUAAACAAUCUAAAGGGAAAGAAAGGGAAAGGCCCCCAACAGAUGAAACAAUGGAGAACAAAAGCUCUUACAUACAAAAUUAGAGGGUUGAUUCUGACCUCUGUUACUGAUAACUACUACCUGGAGCGAGGGCUUUUUUCUGACCUGUGGAACGGGAAGUUGGUGGAGAUUUGUACACGCAAAAGUUUGUUGACUGAGCUAAGAAACUUGGGCUCUUUUAUAUACAUGUUAAAUAUUUUACUGCAUUUAUAGGUUCAUAUCUUUUUCCUUAUAACUAAUUUAUAAAAACUAGUCUAUUUUUAUAGAUGUAUAGAUUUUAUUUUGCUUUCCCAUGCUUUAUCAUAGUGAGGAAAGUGUUUGCAAUUGAAGCAUUUGUUAGCUGUUCAUGUCUGUGAAACUUACAGCAACCUAGAAAACUAGUCUAAAUUCUGCAAGUCUCAAUAGAACUGCCUGGGUUGUGAGGGGUGGGUGCACUGCUUUACUUGUAGCUCAGGAGUAGCCAAUCUGUGGCCCUUGGGAUGCUGUUGGACUUCUGUUCCCUUCAGCCACAAGCCAGCACAGUCAGUAGCCAAAGAUAACAACCUUUGGAGGGCCACAGGUGCUCCAUCUUGGUGUAAGCAAUGUAUCCAAGGAAAAACUGCAAACAGAGAAUUGGGGACAAUGGAAAUGUUUAAAAUUGGGGUGAAAUGAAAAUACAAAUGUUUGUAAUUCAGCCAACUCGGAUGCAAAUCUGUGCUGAGUAGAGCACUGGAACUGAUUUGCAUGUUCUCCUUUUAUACAUACAUUUAUACUCAAUCCUAACAAUCGAGCCCAGAAUUUCCAGUUUUCACAGGUUGAUUUAUUUUAAAGAUUUCUAGGUGUUAUUUUAAAGCACCAGUGGCAGUAAUCUUGAAGCAUUCACGGUUAUGGGUUACAAGUCUGAUAUGCAAACAAAAAUUGAAGUGUUAAAAUAAGUAUAAACUACUCAGCAUCAGGGCUUAUACAAGUCUUUGAAAUGCCUUUACAGUAGCAGGGGCCGCCAAACCCAAGUACUGGUUUUGUUACCUCGACAACAGCCAGCAGUUUAAAACCAGCAUGAUUGCACUUUUGCAACUUUAGUUUCUAUAUCUGAAGUUGCCAACUUCCUAGCAAAUCAUCCUUUAUAGAUUGGAGCGGUGCAAAUACUAAUCCUGCCACGUGCCAAGAAGUCCCUGUCUAUUUCAAUGGAAAGAGCGGUUCCAUUCAUGCCAUGAAAUGUAGUACAGGAUUGCGGAACCUGUGUCCCUCCAGAUGUUGUUGGACUACCACUCUUUCCAUCCCUGACUGUUGCCCUUGCUGGCUGGGGCUGAUGGGAGUUGGAGUCCAAUAACACCGGAGGACCGCGGGUUCCCCAUCCCUGCUGGAGUGCAGGAGAUCUUUUCCUUUAUCCUCCACUCACAGCAACUCAUUGCACAAUGUGGGACACUGGACUGGGACAUGCCAGCCCUGAAUAUGUUUGUGCCCAUAUGUUUGGUUAGCAGAACUCAGCCACUUUGUACAACUAAUUUUCUUGUUGAUUUGUUGAGUACUUGUAGUCUUAACUGCAAAAGUAGUCUUUAUUUAUUUAGUGACCAUGUUACCAUAUACAUGUAUAUUUAUUUUCGAUGGAAAAUCUUUAUAUGAUUUUGUUUCUCAUAAAUUAUGUACAUAAGAUUUAUUUUUAUGCAUUUAGCACUUAAAUACCAUUGUCUGUCACUUACUGUCUUUAGCUUCUGAAAUGUUAACACAUACCGUGCUGUUUUUAAAGCCAAUGAUCUUUGUGUUUUGGCCUCCUUAGAUAAUUGAUCUGCUAGCAAAGUGCUUUGGUAGCUGGCCUUUAAACACAUGCCAAUAGUUUUUAUGAGCCAAAAUAUGCCGCACCAAAAUGUCUUAGAAUUAAAAUGCUCUAUAAAACAUGAA